GCUGAAAGAACUCUCAAAGUUGAGGUAAGCAUGGAGGUUCAAAUUCUAUCCAGAAAGUUGAUAAAACCAACAACUCCAACUCCACCUCACCUUAGAAGUUACAAAACAUCAUCCUUAGAUCAACUUGCUCCACCAGCAUAUGUGCCAUUUAUUCUGUACUACGUUGCCAAUGGUGACAAAAAUGAAAUUGAUGAGAGGAGUAAGCGUUUAGAGAAAUCACUUUCAGAAAUCUUAACCCUCUAUUACCCUCUAGCUGGGAGAUACAUCAGAGAUAAGCAACUAGUUGAUUGUAAUGAUGAGGGGGCGGAAUACUUGGAAGCCCAAGUAAGUGGAAAACUUGCUCAAGUUCUCCAAGGAGAACUCAAACCCGAGCUGUUGAAUUCUCUUGUUCCCAAUGUAAUGCCAUCAGAAACUACUCCUUUGGCAUUUGUUCAAGUCAACAUGUUUGAGUGUGGUGGGCUAGCCAUUGCGCUAGAAUGUGCUCAUUUUAUAAUUGAUGGAAUUACAGCCACUACGUUUUUCAAUGCAUGGGCUAAAGCAUGCAAAGCAGAAGGGAUCAAUGAAGUGAUUCACCCAAGAUUUGACUUGGCUUCUUUCUUUCCACCAAGAGAGAAUAUUAUGCCUAUGAAGCCACCUAAGAUGCCUGGACCUGGUGCAAAUCCAAUCAUCACCAAAAGGUUUGUGUUCAAUAAGGAAGCAAUAUCAAGCCUGAAAGCCAUUGCCAAAGGUGGUGCUUGUGAUUCUGAAACAUCAACAAAACGCCAACCUUCACGGGUAGUGGCGGUUACAACGCUUAUAUGGAAGGCUCUCAUUGCUGUGGCUAAAGCUAGACGUGGGCACUUGAGAGCCUCUAUUUUAAGUCAUUCACUGAAUCUGCGUGGAAAGACGGCUCUGCCAAUACCGGAUAACUCUUUUGGGAACUUCUACAUGGUGGCCAAUGCUCGAUUUGGUGGAAACAACGAGAGCAAGUUUGAGUUGCAUGACUUGGUGGAUGCACUUGAUGAUUCAAUAAGGAAUACGCUUGAUGACUGCAUGAAAGCACAAACCGGGGACGAUUUGGUUUCUAUGAUGACUAAAUCCUUAAGAGAGGUCGGUGAAGAACGUGAAAGAGGUGAGACUGAUAUCUAUAUGUUCAGUAGCUGGUGUAGGUUCCCUUUCUAUGAAGCGGAUUUUGGCUGGGGAAACCCUGCUUGGAUGAGCAUUGUAGCUAUUCCUAUGGAAAUGAUUGGUAUGUUUGACACCAAAGACGGUGAUGGAAUUGAGGCAUGGGUGAGCUUGCAUGAAGAAGCUAUGCUUAUGUUUCAGAAUUAUCCUGAGAUUAAAGCCUUUACCUCCCAAAUCUAAUUGUUUAGUGCUUCCUUUUAAUAUGUUGGGUUUAGUAAGAAUAAAUUUUUAGGUUAUGUAUCAGUUGAAUUUCUCAUGUCAUGAGUGUAUCUAUGUUUUUUAAAAAAAUAAAAAAAUUAAUUUGAUACUUGGAAGAUUGAA
Molecule: messenger RNA, 1485 nt
Organism: Quercus robur (English oak)
Lineage: Eukaryota; Viridiplantae; Streptophyta; Magnoliopsida; Fagales; Fagaceae
Product: acetyl-CoA-benzylalcohol acetyltransferase-like
Exons: 1
Coding region: 31-1344 (437 amino acids)
Source: RefSeq, a predicted model, not a curated record